Messenger RNA from Tarenaya hassleriana, 2055 nucleotides. Its product is annotated as auxin efflux carrier component 6. The record is from RefSeq and is a predicted model, not a curated record. Gene Ontology annotation, molecular function: auxin efflux transmembrane transporter activity. Lineage: Eukaryota; Viridiplantae; Streptophyta; Magnoliopsida; Brassicales; Cleomaceae. The transcript is spliced from 8 exons. Gene Ontology annotation, cellular component: endoplasmic reticulum; plasma membrane. The coding region runs from base 152 to 1828 and encodes 558 amino acids. Gene Ontology annotation, biological process: auxin export across the plasma membrane; auxin polar transport.
GACAAAGCUUAACCCACACACCUUAAAAAGUUUCCAUAACAUAACACAACCAUUACAUUAAUUCUCCCCCAAGAUCUCUUCUUUUCUUUUUUGUUUCUUCAAAUAAAGAUAAGAAACAAACAAGAAAGAAGGAAGAAGAAGAAGGGCGAAGAUGAUAACGGGAAGCGACUUCUACAAAGUGAUGUGCGCGAUGGUUCCGCUCUACUUCGCCAUGUUCGUGGCCUAUGGCUCGGUCAAGUGGUGGCGGAUCUUCUCGCCGGAACAGUGCUCCGGCAUCAACCGUUUCGUCUCGGUCUUCGCCGUCCCCGUACUGUCUUUCCACUUCAUCUCUCAAAACAACCCGUACGAGAUGGACUCGACGUUCAUAUUGGCCGACACUCUGUCCAAGGUCAUGGUCUUUGUCUCGCUGUCCCUCUGGGCCGUCUUGUUCCGAGGCGGUGGUCUCGACUGGCUCAUCACCCUCUUCUCCAUCGCCACUCUUCCCAACACUCUCGUCAUGGGGAUCCCUCUGCUUAAGGCCAUGUACGGUGAUUUCACUCAGAGCCUCAUGGUGCAGCUCGUGGUUCUUCAGUGCAUCAUUUGGUACACACUGUUACUGUUCUUGUUCGAGUACCGGGCGGCGAUCGCACUGAUCCGCACAGAGUUCCCCGGCGGCGGAGCCGCGACCAUAGCCAAGAUCGAAGUCGACGAUGACGUCAUCUCCUUAGACGGCAUGGAUCCUCUCCGUACGGAAUCGGAAACAGAUCUCAACGGUCGGAUCGUACGUGUCAGGAUCCGACGGUCCACAUCCUCCGUCCCUGAUUCCGUCCUCUCCUCCUCCUUAUGCCUCACCCCGAGAGCCUCUAACCUCUCCAACGCCGAGAUCUUCUCCGUCAACACCCCCAAUCCGUUACUUAACGGCGUUAACGGCGGUACCCUCCAGUUCUGCAAUGGGAACGAGAUCGUUUUCUGUAACGGAGAUCUAGGCGGGUUCGGAUACGCCCGACCCGGAUCCGUUAGCCCGAUGAGGCUAUCGGGUUACGCAUCGUCCGACGCAUAUUCCCUUCAGCCGACGCCUAGGGCUUCGAAUUUCAACGAGCUCGACGUUAACGGUAACGGUACGCCGGUGUGGAUGAGAUCUCCCACCGCCGGAAAAAUUUUCCGGUAUCCUUCUCCGAAGAUUGCUUGGGAGUCCGGUCAGAGACAUGGAAGCAAGGAUAUUAACGUGCCGGAGAAAGAGAUCAGUUUCAGGGACACGGCCAAGGCUCCGCCACCGUAUGCAGCCGCCGGAGCUUCCUCCGUCGAGGAAGGAACCGCCGGAAAAGAUACGGCGGCGCGUGGGAAGCAAGAAAUGCCACGCGCCGUUGUGAUGGUGCGGCUUAUACUGACCGUCGUGGGACGCAAGCUUUCGAGGAAUCCAAACACGUAUUCAAGCGUGUUAGGCCUAUUGUGGUCACUAAUAUCGUUCAAGACCAUGCCGAGCAUAGUGAAAUAUUCGAUCAAGAUUAUCUCGGAUGCGGGUCUUGGGAUGGCCAUGUUCAGCUUAGGUCUGUUCAUGGCAUUGCAACCACGGAUAAUAGCUUGUGGGACGAAGAAGGCGAUGAUGGGGAUGGUGAUAAGGUUCAUCUCCGGUCCUAUUGUCAUGUCCGUAGCUUCUGUUCUUGUCGGAAUGAGAGGUACAAAGUUGCACGCCGCUAUUGUACAGGCGGCAUUACCUCAAGGGAUCGUACCAUUCGUGUUCGCGAGGGAAUACGGUCUGCAUCCAGACAUUCUCAGCACAUUGGUGAUCUUCGGGAUGAUAGUAUCUUUGCCCGUGACCCUUCUCUACUAUGUACUUUUGGGGCUAUGAUUCCGUUGAAAACACGAAAUCCGUAAAAAACGAAAUCGAAAAAAGCGAAGAGAUUAUGUCGAAGAUCGGUCCGAUCGAGCUCGUAAUAGUUUUUUUUAGAGCUUAGGAGGAAGAUUGGAUGGGGAGAAUUUUUCUCACAUGUACUAAUGUUAAGUUUGAUUUCAUAAUUCAGAAUGAUUAUGUAGUAAUGUUAGACGUUUUAGGUUAGGAAUCGUGGAUUUGGACUA